GAAGUGUAGAACCACCACGAGUUGAGGAGUCCACAGCCACAUUCACUGGCAAUGGCUGCCAUUGCCGCCGUCUCCCUGCCGCUGCUUCUCUCCUUCUUCUUCUUCCUCCUCCUGCUGCUGCUGCUGCUGCAUGGUGCCGCGCCUGUUCUUGGCUUCACGAGGAGAGAUUUCCCCAGCGACUUCGUCUUCGGAUCCGCCACCUCGUCGUAUCAGUACGAGGGUGCUGUUCAUGAGGAUGGAAAGAGCCCAAGCAACUGGGACAUCUUCACUCAUGAAGGGAAGAUGCCAGACAGAAGUACAGCUGAUGUCUCGGCUGACGGUUACCACAAGUACAAAGAUGAUGUGAAGCUCAUGGUUGAGACUAACCUAGAGGCUUAUAGAUUAUCCAUCUCGUGGUCGAGGCUUAUUCCAAAUGGGAGGGGUGCUGUCAAUCCAAAGGGGCUACAAUACUACAAUAACAUCAUAGAUGAGCUAGUGAAAAAUGGGAUUGAAGUUCAUGUCAUGAUUUAUCAGCUGGAUCUCCCUCAGGUUCUGGAAGAUGAGUAUGGAGGAUGGCUAAGUCCGAGAAUUUUGGAGGAUUUCAAAGAAUACGCAGAUGUGUGCUUCAGGGAGUUUGGAGACAGGGUUUCACACUGGAUUACUAUUGAUGAACCUAAUGUUGCUUCAUUUGGGUCUUAUGAUAAUGGACAAUUGGCCCCUGGGCGUUGCUCCGAUCCUUUUGGAGUAAGAAAAUGUACAAUUGGGAACUCAUCUGUGGAGCCAUAUAUAGCAGUCCAUAACAUGUUACUGGCACAUGCAUCAGUUACAAGAUUGUACAGAGAAAAAUAUCAAGUUGCAGGAAAAGGCGUUAUCGGCAUAAGCGUUUACACAUUUUGGACUUAUCCGUUAACAAAUUCAACCCUUGAUUUUGAAGCAACCAAAAGAUGUCAGGACUUUAUGUUCAACUGGAUACUAAGGCCCUUGGUGUUCGGUGAUUAUCCACAAGUAAUGAAGGAGAUUGUUGGUUCUCGCCUUCCAUCCUUCACAAAAUCUCAAUCUGAAUUAGUCAAGGGUUCUCUAGAUUUCAUUGGAAUGAAUCACUACUGCUCUCUCUAUGUGAAUGAUCAGCCUUUGGGUAAGGGUGCUCGCGACUUUAUGACGGACAUGUCAGUUACCUACAGAGAUCCACCACCACCUGGUAAGAGUGCUCCAACAUCUGUUGGAAGCGACCCACAAGGAUUGGGAUUCAUGGUGCAGUACCUACAAGAAACCUAUGGGAACUUCCCGAUUUAUAUCCUUGAGAAUGGUUACGGCUCAAGCAACGACACCCUCCAUGACACUGACAGGAUUGAUUACCUGAAGAGCUACAUAGGGAGCAUACUAACUGCAAUAAGGAAUGGCGCCAACGUGAAGGGCUACUUCGCGUGGUCCUUCGUGGACGUCUUCGAGUACCUGUCGGGGUACGGGCAGUCGUACGGCUUCUACCGCGUGGACUUCGCCGACGAGGCGCGGCCGCGGCGGGCGAGGCUCUCCGCUCGCUGGUUCUCCGGCUUCCUCAGGAACAGGGAGAUGAUGGAUGAUGUUGAGGCCGAGCUCGCCAUGGCAGCAGAGUCACGAGCUCAACAAUGAGUUCCUCAAGAACACUACUUAUUUGUUUUCUUUCACAUAAUUAAGCACAGAAAAGAGUCACUAAUGCUCAUGCCUUGAUGCUGUACACAAAAAUAGUUACUGAUUAUGUAAUUAAAUCCGAGGUUGGCUAUAAGCCUAUAAUCAAAGGGCAAA
Messenger RNA from Oryza brachyantha (malo sina), 1761 nucleotides. RefSeq names its product beta-glucosidase 5-like. The record is from RefSeq and is a predicted model, not a curated record. Gene Ontology annotation, molecular function: beta-glucosidase activity. The transcript has 13 exons. NCBI's taxonomy places the organism in Eukaryota, Viridiplantae, Streptophyta, Magnoliopsida, Poales, Poaceae. Gene Ontology annotation, biological process: carbohydrate metabolic process. The coding region runs from base 52 to 1608 and encodes 518 amino acids.